Molecule: messenger RNA, 825 nt
Organism: Symbiodinium natans
Lineage: Eukaryota; Dinophyceae; Suessiales; Symbiodiniaceae
Source: the annotation of a GenBank genome assembly
AUGUUCGCAAGAGCUCAUGCCAGGGCCCCUUCUCUUGCCUACUCCUUGCAAGCAGCAAACCGGGCGAAUGCAAUCACAGUGCAGACAGCAGCUGCCGUAUCGCUUAAACCCCCGUUACACGUGCACCUCAGCCCUGCGAUAGUGCUCUCCUGCGGAGGUUUGACUGGAGAAGUGCACCUUGGUCAAAGAGGUCUGGCCUGUGCCGAGAUGACCUCUGGUGUCGCGCAGCUGCCUGUGCGUGUGCGUCCUGCUCGGGCGCGACGGCGCGUAGGCUGGCGCCUUUGCCUCCUCGCGGCCGGGCCGCGCGCCCUGGCGGCUGUCACGGUGAAGUCAGGCGGCAGCGUUGUGCGGGUGAAGCCCACCCUUGGUCCAGAGGACUCCCCACAGGUGCUCGCCAGCAGCGGGGACCUGGUGGUGGCCUGGAAGCCGCCGAAGCUGUCCAUGCGGCGGCGCAUGGGCGGUGAGCCGAGUGAUCUCGAGGCCUGGGCCGCCGCUGCGGCUGGAGCGGCCACGGCCGUGACCACGUUGGGACGAGGCAUUGGCGGCUUGGUUCUGCUGUCGCGGAGGCGGGAGUCAGCUAAAGAGACUGCUGCGGCCAUCCGGGAUGGGCGAGCGAAGGCCACGCUUCACGCUGUGGUCCAAGGGGAGCCUGAGGAAGCUGCUGUCUGCGGCGAAGGCCCAGGGCAUCGUCUGGAGGUGGUUGAAGCCUGCGAGGGGCUCAAGCUCGGGCGCCUGAGCUUGCUGAAGGCCACUGUACAGUACGAGGAGGGCAUUGAGAAGCAGGCUGGAGUUCAGCAGUGCUGGGGCAUCCGAAGCAUCAACUAG